CCCUUGGCACUUGAAAUCUUAAUACUAAUAAUACAUGUACGUGUUAAAAUGGAUAUUAUUUUGACCGAGACUAAUAAGGGAAAAAGAAGCCUUGUUUGUGACAGUUUCCGAUAUAGAGUGGACAAAACACUAAAAGGAGAAGAAAUAUCCUGGAGAUGUACAGCAAAAGGUUGCAAAGCAAGACUGAGGACGGAUUGUACCGGAACCGUUAUAAUUCAACAGAAAAAUACUCAUAACCAUGAUACCAGUGAUCGUGACAAUGAACGUCACUUGCUGCGGGUACGAUCAAAAAGAAAAGCGGAUGAUGAUAUUGCUCAACGUCCUUCAAAAAUUAUCCGUACAGAGUUACAGAACAUGGAUGAAGCAAAUCUAAAGUCUGAAGACAUUGGCAGCGUUUCAAAGGCUAUAUAUAGAAAGAGGCGUAAAUCUCACCCUGCACUUCCUAAAUCUAGAGAGGAAACACACCAAUCAUUAAAGAAGAUUAAUAUUCAGUCAAAUAAAUUUGAAAAUUUUGUGCAGUUUAAUGAUGAACAAACUGGUAUAAUUAUUCUUACGUGUCCAACCAAUCUUGAAUGUUUAUGCAGUGUGCCGGAAAUUUUUAUGGAUGGUACUUACAAAUAUUGCCCAAAGUUCUUUAAACAGUUAUAUACUAUUCAUGGCUAUAACAGAAAAGGAGAAGGAACAGAAUCUCCGGGAUUUGCAUUCGAAAUACUGCCAGCAGGAAAUUACGAGGGAUUUUUAUGUCAGAAGCCUGGGAUAUAA
Messenger RNA from Mytilus trossulus (common blue mussel), 762 nucleotides. RefSeq lists its product as uncharacterized. The transcript is spliced from 2 exons. The record is from RefSeq and is a predicted model, not a curated record. The coding region runs from base 49 to 762 and encodes 237 amino acids. Lineage: Eukaryota; Metazoa; Mollusca; Bivalvia; Mytilida; Mytilidae.